This is a messenger RNA of Lucilia sericata (common green bottle fly), 410 nucleotides long. RefSeq lists its product as uncharacterized. Gene Ontology annotation, cellular component: mitochondrion. Bases 69 to 350 code for a protein of 93 amino acids. NCBI's taxonomy places the organism in Eukaryota, Metazoa, Arthropoda, Insecta, Diptera, Calliphoridae. The transcript has 2 exons. The record is from RefSeq and is a predicted model, not a curated record.
AUGGUUUUUGACAGUUGAUAGGUGAGCGAUAGUGCUGCUGCUUUGCUUUUUAAAUAUAUACAACAACUAUGAGAAACGUAAGAAAUUGCCAAAGUCUCCUAAGACGUUGCUACACUCAAGCUACCGGCGUCAAGACUCCCGGUGCCUCAUCUGGCCCCUCCACUAGCAAUGUCAAGGGUUUGUCCAGCAACUGCGUUAAACCUGUAAGCGAACCCGUUGGUCCCGGAGCCUCCGCCAAUGGUCAGUACAAAGUACCCGAAUACUUCUGUUUCAAUCGUUUCAGCUAUGCUGAGGCUGAAAUCGAAAUGGCUAAAUAUCGUUGCCCCCAACCUUCGGCUUUGAAAAAGUAAAUGUGUACGUUUGAAAUAAUAAAAUUGUUGUUGUAAAAUAAAUUUAAUUACAAAAUGAUA